AUGCAGGCAUUUGGUCGAUUUCUUUUGGAUCUUAACUGGAAUGUACUUUCGCAGCUACCCGAUUGUCAAAAAAUGUGUGACCUGUUUUAUGACAUUAUUCUCAUGGGUUUGAAUACAAUUUUUCCCCAAAAAUCUGUUAAACUUCACUGUAGAGACAAAGCGUGGAUUACCCCUGAAAUCAAACUCCUCAUCUCCCAACGACAAAAGGCCUUUGCCUUGGGAAAUACAAUUGAAUACAACAAAUUGCAAAAUAAAGCAAUUCACGUCGUGAAACAGGCAAAGUCUAAAUACUUCGAGUCUCAAGUGAAUCAUCUAAAAAAUUCAAAGCCAAGGAAAUGGUGGAGUGCUAUUAAAAACCUAGCUGGCUUUUCUUUAAAGCCUGCCUUCCAUUCUGCAGAGGUGAAUGGAACUAUCUUGCAGGGACGAGACUUAGCACUCGCUGUUAAUAACGGGUUUUUAGCCGCCACUAAAUCGUUACCACCGCUUUCAAUUACUGAUAAAUUAUCUGUGGAAGAACCUACUGUUUUGUACCCUAUCUCCGUUGUUGAUGUCGAAUCGCGUUUAAAAGCAGUUAAAUCGAAUAAAGCUCCUGGUUCAGACUCUCUGCCAAAUUGGAUUCUCAAUAACUUUUCAAUGGAGAUUUCAGAACCUGUGACAAUGAUUUUUAAUGCCUCCAUUAAACAAGCACAAGUUCCAAUGCAGUGGAAAGAAGCAAAUGUCGUUCCCGUCCCUAAGAUAUCCUCGGUCACGGAUAUAUCUUCAGACCUGCGACCUAUAUCUCUGACCGCCACGCUCUCAAAGGUUCUUGAAUCAUUUCCAUUUCAAUGGAUUAUGGAUACCAUUAAGUCUCAGUUGGACCCGAAGUAA
Paramuricea clavata is the source of this 867-nucleotide messenger RNA. The record is from the annotation of a GenBank genome assembly. NCBI's taxonomy places the organism in Eukaryota, Metazoa, Cnidaria, Anthozoa, Malacalcyonacea, Plexauridae.